GGGUGAAGAGAUGUCAUUGGCAUCCAUUGAGCGUAAAAACUUAUCACGUGAAGAAUCGGAAAGAAAACAAUAUGGCCACAAAAUUGACAUUCUCUUUCGUAUCGAUGACAUGGAAUACUUUGGUUCCGAAACGUACGUUGACGAAGAUCCACAGAACUCGAAACCGAUUUCCUACAAGCAAAAACUUUUCCGAGAAAUAAAAGAUCAGCUAGACCGCCUCUUAAAGAAGUUAAAUUUUACAUGGGAAACCGUUAGUGAAAUAAAGAAUAUUACUAUACAUGGAAUAAAUCAAGGAGGUAGUUAUAGGAAGCAAUGGAGAGAUUCUUAUAUCAAUUAA
Messenger RNA from Funneliformis geosporum, 337 nucleotides. NCBI's taxonomy places the organism in Eukaryota, Fungi, Glomeromycota, Glomeromycetes, Glomerales, Glomeraceae. The record is from the annotation of a GenBank genome assembly.